AUUAAAUGAUUCAUUCCUUAAAACCAAAGAAGAGAUGCUAAUAGAUUUGUUAUGAACAUCAGUUCAUACUAACUCCAAAAUCUAAUGAAUGUUGGAUAAAGUCAUAAAUCACCUUAGAUUAUUGUCCUGUUUAUAAUGAGUACUUAUAUCACAUUACAAAAGAUUUACUGGAUAGUUUGAAAACAUAGUUCCUAUUCUGAAUUGUGAUAGAUAGCCUGGACUUCCUACAUUCAUCCUAGAAUAUGAUAGAACUCAAUAUUAAUUCAAUCUAGAGCGAUAUUAGUAAGAACAUCAAUUGAAAAUUGAAGAAUAGAGAGUCAAGAAGACUAAAAUGGUAUUUAAUUUAUUUUCAUAUUUAAGUUAGUUCCAAAGCCAGGCAAAAAACAUAGGUAUUGUGGAGUCUGUAAAAAAAAUUACGAAGAAUAUUUAGAUGUAUGUUGACUUUUUAUUGUAGUUUAGCAUAUCCAAUCCUAGGAGCAUAUAAAUACUUUUAAUACCUAUAGAAGUGUAAAUUUGAUUAGAACUUUAAUUCAAGGAUUUUAGAAUGUUAUUAAUCAUGAAUUCUCAGAUUAAAAAUAAUCCAGCAUUUUGUUCUGCGAUUCAAAUACCAAAAUUCCAAUGAAUAAAGAAAACUUUGUAGCCUACUUUGAUUAAGAAAGAAUUGGAGUGCGAUUUUAAAAAUAAUAGAUCAAAGACAUUCCAAUGCUUGAAUAUAAAAUUCCAAGUUCAAAAAGAGGAAGGCCUCCAAAAUCUAAAUAGAAAAAGGAAAUAAUAAAAAAAGCAAAAGUUUAAGAAGAUAUCCCAAUUAUUCCACAUUAUCAACCUAAUACUUAUUUAGACUUUUAUUAUUUAUAAUAAUAGUAUAUGUAAGCUUAAUAACAAAUGUAAAAUUAACAAUAAUAAUAAUACUUAUGCUACCCUUAACCUCAACAAUAAUACUUUAGAGACUGUAUAUAUUAUUUUUAUUUUUCUAGAGAUGUAAUAUUUUAAUUAAAAUGCCUAAUUAGAUUUAUAGUUUUAUCAAAGCUUAAUGUAAUAGUAAUAGCAUUUUUUAUAAUUGAAAGAAAUAGAAGAGCGUAGAGAAUAUUCAGAUAGAUCCUCAUUAUGGUAAAAGUUGAUAUAAUUAACAAAUUACUAACAGCCAACUUAAAAUGAAAUAGUUUAACUUUUGCAUAGCAUAAUAGAGUAAUACGAAUGUAAUCCUCGCAACAAUCAAAACCUAAAUCAUAAUAAUAAUGAUUAGCAAUUUUAAUGA
Paramecium sonneborni is the source of this 1255-nucleotide messenger RNA. The record is from the annotation of a GenBank genome assembly. NCBI's taxonomy places the organism in Eukaryota, Ciliophora, Oligohymenophorea, Peniculida, Parameciidae.